Gasterosteus aculeatus aculeatus (three-spined stickleback) is the source of this 5622-nucleotide messenger RNA. NCBI's taxonomy places the organism in Eukaryota, Metazoa, Chordata, Actinopteri, Perciformes, Gasterosteidae. The record is from RefSeq and is a predicted model, not a curated record.
AACAACAACGGCUUAACGAAGGGAAACACAUCUACAGCAGCAGACAGCGAGGACAGGCAGAACGGGUCCUAUGGACUCCAGCUGUGUCCGUCCUGUUCACAUGUUUGUGUUCCGUCUAUCAGGACUCAUCUACUCCCUGAGGGGGUCCGGGCACCCAGCGCGCGAACACGUAGCUAUUAUCGCUAACGCCGGCUUCCUAUUGGCUGGGAAGUUAUCUAGUGUCAGUAAAUAGCCAGGCCCGCGCUAGCAUAAUGCUAACCUUAGCACUGGAUUGAAGGAAUCAGACAAAUUAAAGUUUGGACACAAUCAAAGGACAUUCCCUAGAUUCCUCUAGCGCGCACCCACCGAUCAACGGGUUCAUUAGGCAACGUGUACAGCUGUGGUUUCCCCUGACGUCACACUGAGGCGUUUUUAAAAGUGGAUAAAGCGCUGGUUCGUGUGCUGUACGUAGACCGGAUGGAGGAGUGUGCUCAGUGCGGCUCCUGUCGGUGUACGGGCCUGAUCUCAGAUCCGCCUGCUCAGCCCGGAAGGCGGCUACGCGCCGCCAGGUAACACAGCCAUGCUGUCCGCCAGGUGGUUCCCCUCACUUGAACCCCCCCCUGGGUCCUAAAGCCUUCCAACGGAGGGAUGCAGGAGGCGGAGCUUAGCCACUACGUCACCCAGCUGAAGGUGGAGUUCGACGGCUGUGAUUCGACGGCCACCGGCUUCCUGGACCGAGAGCAGCUGACGGAGCUCUGCAGGAAGCUGCAGCUGGAGGCUCAGAGACCAGUGCUGCUGGACACGCUACUGGGAGGACGCCACUACGCCCAGGUGAACUUUGAGGAGUUUAAAACCGGCUUGGUAGCCGUUCUGUCUCGCUCUCUGGACUCCAGCACAUCAGAGGACGACAGCAGCUACCUGGAGCCAGUUGUUCGAGAGGAAGUGAAGCCAAAGUUCGUGAAGGGAGGGAAGCGUUACGGCCGUCGCUCGCAGCCCGACGCCGCGCCGACCGGCGUCACCGAUAGCCCGCCUUCCAGAAGCAAGGCCGCGGCCUCGUCGCCGGGCGGCGUCCGCAGGGCCAAGGUGAGGCGCUCCACGUCGCUGGAGAGCAUUGAGAGCCUGAAGACCGAAGAGGAGACAGGAAGUCGGAAGGAGAGACUCCAGUCAGACUUUCAGAGUAAAGGUCCUCAGCAGGAGUUGGAUCUGGGGGUUGUUGGGAGAGAUGGAGCAGGAGGUCUCCAGCAGCUCUACACAGAAGUUCUCUGUGAAGUGAGAAGCUCGUCAGUAACCGCGUCAGCGUUCAAACAGGAUGUGGACGCGCUGCUCGGGAACGCCGAACUGGACGGCAGAGACUUCCAGAAGGUUCUGCGUUGCUCCGCCCCUGUGUCCUGCUCCACCCCUGUGCGGUCAGCUGACCUGCAGAGGCCGCAACCGUGGCAUCAGGCCGCCCUAGAGGAGCGCUCGGUUCGCUCCACCUCGCCCUCCCUGCUGGCGGCCACUGUGGGUCAGAGGGUCCUGGGCCGCCUGGACGAAGGCUCGGGAUGCACCAGCCCAGAGCGGGUCGUCGCCCUCUGGACCGAGGAGGGCAUCCGGAACGGUCGGGACAUCCUGCAGACGCUGGACUUCCCACUGGAGGAGCGGCUCAGUCUAGCGGACCUGACUCUGGCUUUGGACAACGAGCUGCUGGUCAGUGGUAACGGCAUCCACCAGGCGGCCCUCAUCUCCUACAAGAACGAGGUGCAGCACCUGCAGGUGCAGGUGGAGCAGGCCUGCAGAGAGCGGGACAAGAUGAAGACCGACCUGGAUCUGUCCCAUCAGAGGAACCUUCAGCUGGUCAGAGAGGUGGACGAACACCACAGCAGCCUGGAGACCCUCAACCAGAGCCGGAUCAGGGACCUGGAGCAGGACUUCCGGGACAGGCUGGCGGCGGUGCGCGGCCAGGCGGAGCAGGAGAGCGAGGCUCUGGUCCAGCAAGCGGAGAGCGAGCGCCGCUCCCUGCGUGGCGAGCUACGGCUGCUUCGAGCCCAGGAGGCGGAGCUACGGGAGGAGCUCUGCGGCGCCAAACAGGAGAGCAGUCGGCUGGAGGAGGACCUGAGUGCAGCGAAGCUGAAGCUGACUGAAGCACAAAGCUCCGUGAGCCGUCUGCAGAGAGACGUGGACCAGCUGCUGCUGGACAAGCUUGGAGUUCUGGACCCGACUGGUCUGAGUCACGAGGAGCGAUUCUCCCAAAUGGUCAGAGACUACGAAGUGCAGUGCCGGAGACUGAAGGAGCUGCAGGACAGAAAUGAUGAGCUGAGCUCGGAACUGGAGCUGCUGAAGAGUCAGAGGAGCGACAGGAAGUCCAGACGUUCUGCUGGAGACGACGGAGCGCUGAGCUGGGCCGAACAACGACGCAGCAACGAAACCAACUGUGAUGACGUCCAGGUGAAGACCAGCUUGUCUCCUCUGCUGCCGAAGAAACCGCAGCCGACAGAUAAAACGGCUCUGUGCUCCCUGCACAGCGUCUCUGGGCCCAGCGUCAGCAUCCAGACGGAGCUGGCUGUGGAGCAGCUGAAGACCAAACAGCAGCAGGAGCUGCAGGAGCUGCACGUCCAGCUGGAGACACGGGUGAACUACUAUGAGCGCAGCCUGGAGGUGAUGAGGCAGAGCAUGGAGGUGGAGCGUAAAGACAUUGCUCAGGCCUUCAAGAUGGAGAUCAGCGAGCUGGAGGAGCAGAAGUCUCAGGCGGAGCAGGAGGUGAAGCAGCUGAAGGAGGCUCUGGGCCGACUGCACCCGCAGGCCGGAGGAGGAGGGUGGAUUCAUGGGCAGGAGCGUCGAAUGCAACGGGAGCGGGCGGAGCUGGAGCAGAACUUUGCCAGAGAAAUCGGCAACCUGGUCCAGAGGCUGAGCUCUGAGAAGGACGAGAUGGAGGCGGAGCUGAAGCUGGAGAAGGACCAGGAAGUGAUGCUGGUCAGCGGCGAAUCAGCGCUGCGGCUGCCCUCUCGCAUGAAGCUGCAGCGCCACGAGCGCCGCCGGCUCCCAGAGCAGAGAGGUGCUGAGGAGCAGCUCAGCCAAUCGGAGGCCAGCGUGGAGGAGCUCAGAGGGCGGCUGGAGGAGGAGCUUAAAGCCUGUAGCAGGCGCUGUUCUGAGCUGGAAUCCAGGCUGGAAGAGAGCAUCUCCUUCCUGGAGGCCCUUGAGCUUACGAGUCAGCGUCUGGGCUCAGAGAAGAGCUCUGUGCAAGGGGAGCUGCAGCAGGUGAGGAGCAGGGAGGAGCAGCUUCUGCGUCAGGUGACCCAGAUGAAGGAGGAGCUGGGAAACCUUCAGACGGCGUCCAAUGGAGUCCUGCAGAAGCGGCUCCAAGCCAGAGAGCAGAGGGUGGAUGUCCUGAAGAUGGAGCUGGAGAGUCUGCAGGAGGACUCCAGGUUCCAGGCUCAAGGUCUGUCAAAAGCCAUUGCUGGACUAGACUUGCUAAAGAUGGACCGGGCCAGGCUGAUCCAGGACCUGAAGGACCAGGCCAUGGCUGUGGACACCCUGCAGCUGGAGCUGGACGGCGUCUUCGAGGAGUUGGAUAGGAGGAGAAGCGCCAAGGAGGCUCUCCAGGAGGCCCUGAAGCAGGAGCAGACCCUGACCUCGCUGCUCCAGUCUGCUCUGGAUGGGGACAAGGAGGAGGUCCAUGGUGUUGGCCAGGAGAACGGGACCUAUGCCCAGCUGGUGGACCAGCUCUCCAACCAGAUCGUAGAGAUGGAGGAGGAGAUCUCCACUCUCAGAGACCAUCUCAGAGAGCUCAGCGCUCAGCUAAAUGACACUGCAGACCUGGUCCUGGACCUCCGGAGGCAGCUCAACUCCAAAACCAGCGAGUUGGAUCUGCUCCGGGCCGAGGUCGCAGAGCUCUCACGCCGAGACGAGGACCAGCACCGGAAAGACCUGGAUGUGAGCAGACGCCAGGUCCUUCAGCUGCAGAAGAACCUGCUGGAGUCCCAGAACCAGCUGAGGACUGCGGAGCAGGACUUUGAGCAGGAGAAGAGGACCAUGAUGCAGAAGCUGAUGGAGCUGGAGAAGCUGGUCCUGGACCUGGAGGAGGUGAUGGACCUGGCCAGUCCACACAGGUCCCAGCUGGAGGAGGUGCGGGCGGAGAACGGCGCCUUGGGGCAGCGGCUCGGCGCCCUGCAGCAGGAGGUCAGCGAGCUGGAGGACGACGUCGCCAAGAGGACGAGGAAACUGGACGAGAUGGAGAGGGAACACGAGCGGAGCCGAGAAGCAGAGAAGACGCUGCACAAAGAGAACUCCAGGUACCGAGAGGAGCUGCUGGACCUGAGCGCCAGGAACCUGCGGCUCAGCGCUGACAACGGCGAGCUGAGCGCCCGUCUCCGCGGCGACCAGGAGUCGCUCCAGAUGCUGCGGGAGCGCCUGCUGACUGUCUCCAAGGAACAGGAGGAGGGGGUUUCCACGGAGAGACCGCCGAGUGUCCCCCAAGACCAGCUGACCCGUCUGUCGGCGCUGGAGGCGGAGCUUAGCGCUGAGACCCUGAAGCUGCAGCGGUUGGAGGAGGACAAAGACAAACUGCUGAGAGAAGCGGACGAGCGGAACAACAAGGUGGAGGCUCUGCAGCGGGCGCUGUUCUCCGUGGAGGCGGAGGGGGAGGAGCUUCGCUCUCAGCUGCGCGCCGUCUGUCAGGAGAAGCUAGGCCACGCCCAGGAAGUGAGCCAGCGGCAGAGGAAGGUGGAGGAGCUGGAGAGCAGCGUCAGGAAGCUGAUGAGGGUGGAGGAGGAGCUCCGUCAGGGUCUGCAGGAGCAGCAGGAGGAGAUCCACAAACUGAGAGUCCAGAACCAGGAGCUCCAGCACGAGCUGGCAGCUCUGCAGGUCCAGAACCAGGAGCAGCAGAUCCUGAAGACCGAGCUGAUGGAGGCUCAAGACCAGGUGCAGCGGGCCGAUGCCGCGCUGCAGCUGGACCGGUUGCAGCACCUGAGGAGGCUGCAGGAGGUGCAGAGGCAGGCCGGAGAUGGACACAGGGAGCAGGAGGAGCGGCUGCAGGCCCGCCUGCAGGAGGAGCAGGGGAGGAGUCGGCAGCUGGAGGAGACGCUGCGGCUUCGGGCCCAGCACAGCAGCUCCCACAUCAGCAUGAAGCAGGACCAAUAUGAAAAGGCGGUGCUGGUCCUGCGGCAGAGGACUGAGGAGCUGGAGACCACUCUGAAGGCAGUCCGGCUGGUCCUGCAGGAGAAGGUCCAGCAGCUCAAAGAGCAGCUGGCGAAGAACAGGAAGUCUGGUGCGCUGCUGAAGGAUCUGCACGGCGAGAACGCUCAGCUGAUGAAGGCCCUGCAGGUCACGGAGCAGCGGCAGAAACACGCAGAGAAGAAGAACUUCCUGCUGGAGGACCGAGUCCGCGCUCUGAACAGCCUGCUGAGGGAAGUUGUCACGGCCGUCUGAGUGGAGCUUCUCCUCGAGGGUCAGUGAGGCCAUGAAGUCACUGUCCUCCAAUAUGACAUCACAGGAUCAGUUUACUGUAUUUAUAAUGGCUCAAUAAACUGCAGGGUGAUGUCUGACCUGAAUAUUUUAAGUUUAAUUAUAAAGGAAUAAUCUGUCACACACUCAUAGGAAUGUUUGAUUAUUGAAGCCUUUAAGUUAAAUACAAUGUUUACAACAAAUAAAAAAAGGUCGAUAGAUCGA